Messenger RNA from Haliotis rufescens (red abalone), 2150 nucleotides. Its product is annotated as tripartite motif-containing protein 45-like. The record is from RefSeq and is a predicted model, not a curated record. The transcript has 4 exons. Lineage: Eukaryota; Metazoa; Mollusca; Gastropoda; Lepetellida; Haliotidae. Gene Ontology annotation, biological process: positive regulation of DNA-templated transcription. Gene Ontology annotation, cellular component: nucleoplasm; chromatin. The coding region runs from base 97 to 1941 and encodes 614 amino acids. Gene Ontology annotation, molecular function: zinc ion binding; ubiquitin-protein transferase activity.
UUACUACGAUGGUGGUAUUGAUACGCAUUAAAGACAGAGAAAGCUAGUGAUGACUAAGAAUUAUAUGUCCGUUCACAAUACACAGUCAAGAUAACCAUGUCGGACUAUGUAUCGGCGUCCGCCAUCAAGGACCUCCUCACCGAGUGCCCAAUAUGUACAGAACACUUUGAUGAGGCCAGACGGACACCUCGUCGUAUGCCCUGCUGUGUACAGUCAAUAUGUCAAGCUUGUCUAGAGACGCACAGCAAAGGACUCCCAAAGUUAACAUGUCCCAUGUGUCGACACCAACAUAACCUGCCAGGUGGUGUGAAGUCUCUGCCCAAAGAGCCUAUCAUCCUAAGAAUCCUGGAUCAUCUGAAGAUUGUGAAGGGUCUCCAUCUGCCUUGUACGCAUUGUCCUGAUGGUAACCCUGCCAUGUCUAGAUGUGAUGACUGUGGCGUCUUCCUGUGCCAAGAAUGUCUAAAUGCUCACAAAAGAGUUAAGUUGAUGCGAGAUCACCAACCUGUCAGUUUUAAGGAAAUGAAAAAACAACCAGGUAAAAGUUUCAAUCGUCACCAUAAGUGUGCACAACACGACCAACCUCUACAGUUCUACUGCUAUACUUGUGAAAAGAUCGUCUGUGUGUCCUGCACUGUAGUGGACCACAAGGAAGGGAACGGACACAACGUUGUAUCCGUGAAUGAAGCACACCGAAAAAAGGCAAAGUCCAUUGACGAUACCUUAGUCAAGCUGAGGCAGAAGGCAGAGGAACUUGAGAGAAUAAAACAAGGUCUGAAGGAAAGACAUUCAAACAUACAGGUGUCAAAACAGGCUGCCGUGGUUGACAUCAACAAAGCCUUUGACGAACUGAUUGAUGAAAUACAGCAGAGGAGAGGCAUUCUGUUGUCAGAUAUUGAAAAGAGAUCCAGCAAGAUUCUGAAGCUGACACAGGAGGAACUGGAUUCCACCAGAAAUAUUCUAGCAAAAGUGACAUCAUCUACCAAGUACACACGACAGAUGCGGAGUAAAGCUGACAUGAUAGAGGAUCUACAAAUGAUGGGGUCUUCAGCUGCCACCUUGAGCGCCAUGUUGGAGAUGUCACCAAAGGCGUCACUUGGAAGAGCUGGUGUCAGCUUUGCUUCAACUUGCUUCAGUAAAAUUACCCCCUUGUUGAAGAUGGCCGGCCUCGUCAAAUCAGUUGUCUUUUCACAAACAGAGACUCCAAAUGGAAAUAAAUCCUUGAAAGAUGCAAUGACUAUUGAACACGAGCAAGUGCCACAAGCUGCAUAUAUGACCGGGCAGCCGUUGGGAGUAAAAGGAUCGCUCGCAUGUGCGGAUCUGGAAUGGGACUCCAGUAUUGCAAGUGACGGACUGACGGUUUCGGGGCCAGUUGUCACCAAUGGCAAACAAGAACAUCUUCCACCAAGGACAGGAUGCCGACUACUUUCAUCUAACAGACUCCUGACAUCAACACCUCUGGUCAUCAGGCCAGGACAGACCAUCAUGUACGGCAUGGAGGUCACAUACUCUGUCAUUACACCAUAUGAUAACAAUACUUUUAUCUUCGAAGCAGCUUUGACUGGCAACCCUGUUGAUGCUUACAAGCAGCAGACAACUGGAUUGAGUGUAUUCUUUGCAACAUGCCCAGCUCAUAAUGGAAUAUGUCUACAGGUGCACUACAACGGACAACGUCUGACAGAUGACAACCUUACACUGAACGAGAGUAGUGCAACUUACAGCCUGGAUUUGGGAUUCGUUCUUGAAGAGGAAACACAUACAGUCCAUGUCCUGGACCUUAGUCAACAGAAACUCGUCACAUCUGUAACUACCUUUCCGUUUGAUAAACCUCUCUGGGUAAUGACUCUUUUUGCACCUUAUCCUAACACCCACUUGACCUGUGAAUUAUCAUCACAGAAAGGAAUCAACAUGCAUGACGCAAUGAAACGCUUGAUCCACGAGUAACUGGAAAACGAGCAGAUUGGCGAUACCAAGCAGAUGAUGCAGACAGAGAAAUAAUACUUCGCCUUGAAAUGUGACCAUUGUAUGCCAGUAAAGCCAUAAUGAAUUGUUAGAUAGGCAUUACUUAGAAGUUGACGGAUGACAAAGUAGACACAAUUUAUGAAUACCAACUUCUUUGAUACUGUAAAGGCGACGUUUCGGUAUAGAUCCUU